AUGAUUAUUGAUAUUCAUUUAGAAGUCUUAGACGAAUGUCAAAAAGGGGACCUGCAUUCGACGAAGGAAGACUGUUUUGAAAUUUUGGUUCAAGAAUUUAUGGGAUGCGAAUUUAUGAAGGAAUACUUUGUUUCUAUGGAAAGUGUUCCUAAGGAAGGUGUUCCUAUGGAACAGAUUCCGGGUUUAGGGAGGGAAGACUUUCUUCCUAAGGAGGAGGUUCCAUGUUUAGAUUCUGGGUUUACGGAGGAAGAGUUUCUUCCCAAGGAAGAAGUUCUUAAGGAAAGUGUUCCUGAGGAAGAUGUUCCUAGAGAAGCGGUUCAAAGUUCAAGUUCAACUUCAGGUUCAGGUUCCGCCUUUAGGGUUUAG
This is a messenger RNA of Plasmodium coatneyi, 366 nucleotides long. Its product is annotated as SICA antigen. Lineage: Eukaryota; Apicomplexa; Aconoidasida; Haemosporida; Plasmodiidae. The coding region runs from base 1 to 366 and encodes 121 amino acids. The transcript has 2 exons. The record is from RefSeq and is a predicted model, not a curated record.